Messenger RNA from Microplitis mediator, 1746 nucleotides. RefSeq names its product KH domain-containing, RNA-binding, signal transduction-associated protein 3-like. Gene Ontology annotation, cellular component: nucleus. The transcript is spliced from 7 exons. The record is from RefSeq and is a predicted model, not a curated record. Lineage: Eukaryota; Metazoa; Arthropoda; Insecta; Hymenoptera; Braconidae. Gene Ontology annotation, biological process: regulation of alternative mRNA splicing, via spliceosome. Bases 264 to 1382 code for a protein of 372 amino acids. Gene Ontology annotation, molecular function: mRNA binding.
UUCCGUCGGGGUGAGUUCUUGAAACUCCUCUUUUAAACAAACAAUUAUUAAUUAUUUUAUUACCGCGCCAGAAAUUUACAGCACAAUAAAUAAAACCGUGUCAUUAAAUUAAAUCAAUCAAUCAAUUAUAUAAUAAUAAUAAUAAUAACUACCGAUCAAUUAAAUUAGAGCUAAUUAAAUAAUAAUCAAGUUCGCGAUUAAUUAUAAUUUCGUAAUGAAUUAUCAUCAGCGAUGCCAACGGAUUUAGACAUAAAAUUAUUCAAAUGUCAUACAAUAUCCAGGAUUCCAGUUGUGGCGCCGGGAGAAAUGCUGCCGGGGGUGCCAGCGGGUCUAGUGGUAGCGGAGGUGUCCGCGGUGGGACUGCGGGAGGAAAUUGCGAUGGGGUGGAGCGAAGAAUGGUCGACAUUACCAGAGAUAAGCCAAUCAAAGUUGCUGUCAGGGUACAGGUCCCUGUCAGGGAUCACCCGAAGUUCAAUUUCGUUGGUAAAUUAUUAGGGCCAAAGGGCAACUCAUUGAAGCGUUUACAAGAAGAGUGCGGCUGUAAGAUGGCUGUUUUAGGUCGCGGUUCAGUUAAAGACCGUCAAAAGGAGGAGGAGCUGCGAGCUAGUGGUGACCCGAAAUUCUCCCACCUCAGCGAAGAUCUUCAUGUUGAAAUUAGCGCAUUUGCAACUCCAGCGGAGGCACAUGCUCGGAUUGCUUAUGCUCUUGUUGAGGUUCGUCGUUUUCUUGUUCCUGAUUAUAAUGAUGACAUAAGACAAGAACAAAUGUGGGAAAUGCAGAUGAUGAGUACAGAAAAUAAUAAUCAAGAUUUACCAUCAAGUCCCGAUGAUACUUUAUCAGAGCCAGCAGCUUCUCCAGUUUCCAGUACAACUGGCAAUGGCAAUGGUACCAGUACCGAUCACGAGUCUUCCUCUAAGCCUGGGGUAACGCAAACGGCGCAAGGCAAUGGUAUGUUGACAGGAUGUCGUAAACGACCGCUAAUUUCAUCGGGCAAUCGACCUGCCAUGUCGCCAAUUAAACGAACAGUAAUGUCACUAUUGGCACGAGCUCGUGCUGCUCAGCACAAAGAGCUACAUCAGCAAGUAGGUAUGGUUUCUAAUCAAACGCCGGCAGCGAUCCAUCAAAGUCAGUUGAAUUUGUUGGCUGCGCAGACUGCGCCAACGGUACAUACGGUUACUCAGGUGCCGCAAUUGCAGCUAAUAGGAUCAUCAAUUCCACAACAUUCGGCUUCUCGACGGCCGCCGAUUCUUCCAGCUCCUCUCCCACAGCAUCAGAUGCUGGCCCCUACGAUACAUGGACUAAUACACACCCAAAGAGUCGCCGGUGGCCCUGUACUCCCACUUGUACGGGAGGAUCUCAUUGCAGGAGUUAAUCUCGUUUAAUCUCUCUGACAACUAGCCGCUUCGUACAAAGUGAUAAGAGAAGACUUAAUACAGUGACGACUACCAGUUUAAUAAAUUUUAUUUUCUAUGUUCAGUGAAAAUUAUGCCAAUUAUUCGUUUUCCUUUAUUUGUUCUAAUCUGAAGAUUUAUCGAACAGGGUUGAACAGUGUUAUUAAUUUUUUUUUUUUACUUUUUCGCUGGUGAACCCUGGGACCAACUGUCUAGUCAUCUUAUAGUAUUAUGGUUAACAUUUAUAUAGAGCUUAAUAUAUUUUAAUAUUCCAGCAAAAUUCUAAUUAAUUAAUUUGGCUGUUAAUAAAAAAAUUCAUUUUGUGAACCAUUUUCUUAAAUAUUUAAUGUAUAAU